This is a messenger RNA of Aspergillus glaucus CBS 516.65, 2211 nucleotides long. RefSeq lists its product as uncharacterized. The transcript is spliced from 2 exons. Gene Ontology annotation, molecular function: FAD binding; oxidoreductase activity. The coding region runs from base 487 to 2211 and encodes 574 amino acids. The record is from RefSeq and is a predicted model, not a curated record. Lineage: Eukaryota; Fungi; Ascomycota; Eurotiomycetes; Eurotiales; Aspergillaceae.
AAAAAAAUUAUCAUACGGGUGAUGGACAGUUGUCAACCAAGUGCGGAGGUUCCCUACCAGGGUGGUGUGUAUGUACCCUGUAUGCGAACACCGCGGCCAAUAUGGCGCCGGCGAAAGAUCGCUUAAUCGGACCGCCGACUGUUCUACCGAAUCAGGCAGUCAGGCCAUUAAAACCUCAUCACAAGGCAUAAUGUAUACCCGUUUCUCAAGCUAGCGUCUUGGUGGUGGGGCCGGAAUACGAGGUAGGGCUCGUUGUCAUUGGGCUUGACCUGCGAUUAUCGCGAACUAGCUAUGCACGCAUGGGGAACCUGUCGGCUAAAACGAGUCUCAAAUCCGAGUAUACUGGUAACUCGAAAAAGUAAAAUUCCAAAUGGGCGUUAAUAAAAGGCCAGUGCGGUGCACCCCCUCUUUUUGAGGUGGUACUUCUGUUUGUUUUCUCAGUCCGCUCGUCUCAAGAUUCUGCUUGUUUGCGACGACAGUGAAAGAAUGGCUGGUAAACACUUGAGUCUCCUUCUGGCCCUGGGUUCGCUUGCCGUUGGCAGUGCGCAGUCCAACCAGGGCUGCCGGUGUUUCCCUGGCGAUGAAUGCUGGCCGUCGACGAACAUCUGGGAUCAAUUCAACCAGACUGUUGAUGGACGCUUGAUUGCCACGGUCCCUCUCGCCACCCCGUGCCAUGCUCCAAACUAUGAUGCUGCAAUUUGUAACAAACUACGAGACCAAUGGACAGACCCGGAGCUGCACUAUACUACUUCGUCGUCGAUUAUGCAAUCGUUUUUCACCAAUGGCACCUGUGACCCUUUCCAUGCGGUGUCGAAGCCGUGUACUUUGGGUACCAUGGUCAACUAUGCGGUGAACGUGAGCAAGCCGGAACAUGUCAUGGAAACGAUGCAUUUCGUGAAGAAGCACAACAUCCGUCUGGUUAUUCGCAACACUGGCCACAGCUAUUAUGGAGGUUCCACCGGCGCAGGAGCCGUAGCCAUCUGGACGCAUAACCUCAAAGACAUCGAGGUGCUGCGCAACUACAACAGCGCUGCGUACUCCGGAUCUGCACUGAAGAUGGGCGCCGGAGUGCAGGGGUUCGAGGCGUACAACUUCGCGCACGACAACAAGCUCGAUGUCAUCAGUGGUGAGUGUGAGUCCGUUGGUAUCGCAGGCGGAUACACACAGGGCGGCGGCCAUUCGGCGCUGGCAUCGCGGUAUGGUUUGGGAGCAGACCAGACGCUCGAAUGGGAGGUCAUCGAUGGCCAGGGACGGUUCCUCGUUGCCCGACCCGACAAUGAGAACGCAGACCUGUACUGGGCGUUGAGCGGUGGUGGUGGCGGCACCUAUGGGGUUGUCUGGUCCCUGACAGCGAAAGCGCACCCAGCAGUCCCAGUCUCAGGGUUCAACUUGACGAUCAGCACGACGGACAACAAAAACAUGUCAACAGAGACCUUUGACCACAUCGUGGAGCUGUACAAUCAGUUAGUGCCGAGUCUAGUCGACGCGGGAAUCAUGAGCCUCUUGUUCCUGUUUAACAGCUCGUUCGCCCUCACCCCCGUGACGGCGCCCAACAUCCCCGUGGCCCAGCUGGUGCAGAUGAUGAAGCCGUUAACCAACGCUCUGGACAAGGAAGGCGUGCACUACACCUCCAGCGCGCAGCAAUUCGACACCUACCUGGACUCGUUCCGCAACAUGAUGCCCGUCAUCGAAGUAGCCGUCGACCAGUUUGGCGGGUACCUCAUCCCUCGAUUCGUGGUUGAAGACAAGAAGCAGCCCGGCAGCAACAAGGCCCUAACAAAGGCCUUCCGAGACAUGCUUAACGACGGCGGGUCAAUAGCCCUCGUAGGGCUGAACGUGUCGCGCGAGACUUCAGGCCCGGACAGCCCGAACGCCGUGCUCCCCGCCUGGCGAGACACGAUCUACCACGCUCUGGUCCAGAAACCGUGGGAUAGUAACCCCGCCGCGCUGCCCAGGAUGCUGAAGGACCAGCGCACGAUGACGGACGAGUACGUCGCGCCUCUGCAGAGACUUGCGCCGGAGUCGGGGGCGUAUCUCAACGAGGCGGAUUUCAGGCAGAAGGACUUUAAAAAGGUCUUCUUCGGGGCGAACUAUGACAAGUUGAAGACGAUCAAGGGUGUUUAUGAUCCGUAUGAUCUGUUUUAUGUUCUUAAGGGUGUUGGGUCGGAUGAGUGGACUCAGUUGCACGAUGGGAGGUUAUGCAGGGCUUAG